This is a messenger RNA of Synchiropus splendidus (mandarinfish), 4133 nucleotides long. It is a transcript of the gene abcg4a, whose product is annotated as ATP-binding cassette, sub-family G (WHITE), member 4a. Gene Ontology annotation, cellular component: plasma membrane. The record is from RefSeq and is a predicted model, not a curated record. Lineage: Eukaryota; Metazoa; Chordata; Actinopteri; Syngnathiformes; Callionymidae. Bases 795 to 2864 code for a protein of 689 amino acids. The transcript is spliced from 15 exons. Gene Ontology annotation, molecular function: ATP hydrolysis activity; ABC-type transporter activity; ATP binding.
UCCGCGCAUGCGCACCUCUUAAAGGCGACGUGCGGCGUCUGUUUACAUUCCACACGCCACUUUUCCCACUUUUGACUCUGACACGAAGAUGCCAAACGCCGUCGUGACAUCAGCGAUAAAACAUAUCGUGAGUGCUGUGUCACGGUGACUCACGUCCCCUGCAAAAGGAAAAGCCGCCCGGCCCGGCAGCGAGUCCGGUCCCUCCACAGGCAUCUCGUCAGCUACGCCCUGACUCCAGAUCAGACUCACACACCAACCGGCGAGCAGCUGCUGCUGAUGCUGCUGCUGCUGAGGAUGAUGAUGAUGAUGCUGCUGAGGCUUCUGAGUAUGUGACUGACAGAAUUUCAGCUAACGAUGAGCGGCCAGUAAUCCAGUGCGGGACCGGACCGGGACCUGCUUAUGGGCUUUUGGGACGCGGAGAGUUUGAGGCCGGACACAUGCUACUGAUCUGAGGACUCUGCUGUGGAUGCGGGACGAUGUGCGGCGCCGCACCCCAGGAGACCCCACUAGAGCCGCGUCUGAGUCCUGCCACGCUCGUCUGAUCUCCAUGAUUCACAGUUUAUCCCUGCGAGUGCCACAGCCCAGGAUCUGAGACCGAGGGGACCCCGGGACUGGGCACUGUUGCUCUCAGAUGGAGAACACAACUGUGGGAGCUUCCAGAACAGGCGCGUGUAAGACAGGCGGAGGUGAGGCCAGUGCAGUUUGUGUGAGGAGUGGGGGGAGAAGGAGUAGAGGAACCCGGCUGGCUGGACUGAUGAGAGAAGGAGGUGACAGCAUGCUUGUGGUGGUCGGACAUGAUUGGUGGUGUUCUGAAGUUGAUGGAAGGCAGUCGGGCCUCAGAGAAGGAGGAGCUCUUCAUCAUGGCUGAGAAGACGCUUGACUCCGGCUCUGUUAGUAUUCCAAUGGAGGAGACUAAAGUCCACAGCGGAGCCCAGCAGGAGGCGCCGCUGCUCACACACUUGAAGAAGGUGGAGAACCACAUCAGUGAAGCUCAGAGGUUCUCACACCUUCCUCGCCGCUCAGCUGUGGACCUGGAGUUCACCCAGCUGUCCUACACUGUUAGGGAGGGGCCGUGGUGGAGGAAGAGAGGCUACAAGGCUCUCCUCAAGUGUCUCUCCGGAAGAUUCAACAACAGGGAACUGAUCGGCAUAAUGGGCCCCUCUGGAGCUGGGAAGUCAACCUUGAUGAACAUUCUGGCAGGUUACAGGGAGACGGGAAUGAAGGGCCAGAUCCUCGUCAAUGGCCGAGCGCGGGACUUAAGGACCUUCAGAAAAAUGUCCUGCUACAUUAUGCAAGACGACAUGCUGCUGCCUCAUCUGACCACCAGGGAGGCCAUGAUGGUUUCUGCAAAUCUGAAACUGAAUGAGAGCAUGCAGGUCAAGAAGGAGCUGGUGGAUGAGAUCCUGACUGCACUGGGUCUGUUGGACUGUGCUCACACACGGACCAUCUCUCUCUCUGGUGGUCAGUGUAAGAGACUCGCCAUCGCUCUGGAGCUGGUCAACAACCCUCCUGUUAUGUUCUUUGAUGAGCCCACCAGUGGUCUGGACAGCGCCUCCUGCUUCCAGGUGGUCUCACUAAUGAAGUCCUUGGCUCAAGGUGGUCGAACCAUAAUCUGCACGAUCCAUCAACCCAGUGCGAAACUCUUUGAGAUGUUUGACAAGGUAAGUCCUCUGUUGCUGCUGUUAACCCUCAAAAAUGUCACAAGGCUGAGUGACCUGCUGGAUUUCAUCCUCCAGCUCUAUAUCCUGAGCCAGGGUCAGUGCAUCUACAAGGGGACGGUUCCAAACCUCAUCCCAUACUUGAAGAACCUCGGUCUGCACUGUCCCACGUACCACAAUCCUGCAGACUUCAUCAUCGAGGUGGCAUCGGGGGAGUACGGCGACCUGAACCCAGUCCUGUUCGAGGCAGUGCAGGGGGGACUGUGCUGUGAAGAAGGGAAGAAGAACUCCCAAGACAAAAGCGACACCUCCUGCAACUCCACUUGCCACAGCGACACUGGGACUCUGGAGAAACACAGUUUUGCCACUAGUACCUUCACGCAGUUCUGCAUCCUCUUCAAGAGAACCUUCGUGACCAUCUGCAGGGACACGGUUCUGACACACCUCAGGGUCAUGUCCCACCUGUCCAUCGGCGUGCUGAUCGGCUUGUUGUAUCUGAAGAUUGGAAAUGAUGCCAGCAGAGUAUUCAACAACACUGGCUUCCUCUUCUUCUCCAUGCUGUUCCUCAUGUUUGCGGCCUUGAUGCCAACCGUCCUCACCUUUCCUCUAGAGAUGUCAGUGUUUGUGAGGGAACACCUCAACUACUGGUACAGCCUGAAGGCCUACUACCUUGCCAAGACCAUGGCCGACAUUCCAUUCCAGGUGAUCUGUCCCAUAAUGUACUGCAGCAUUGUGUACUGGAUGACUGAGCAGCCUCCUGAAGCUGGCCGCUACCUUCUCUUCGUGGCCUUGUCCACGUCCACCGCCCUGGUGGCACAGUCUUUGGGUCUGUUGAUCGGAGCUGCGUCAACAUCCCUCCAGGUGGCAACUUUCGUGGGUCCGGUCACAGCCAUACCAGUGCUCCUCUUCUCUGGUUUCUUCGUGAACUUCGACACCAUCCCCAAAUACCUCCAGUGGAGCUCCUACGUCUCCUAUGUCAGGUACGGGUUUGAAGGUGUGAUCCUCUCCAUCUAUGGGAUGAACCGCUCAGAGCUGGAGUGUCCGGCGCAGGCCUGCAAGUUCCAGAAGCCGGAGGAGGUCCUGCAGAUGCUCGACGUGGAGGAUGCAAAGCUCUAUGUGGACUUCAUGGUGCUGGGCGUCUUUUUCCUGAUCCUCAGACUGGCCACCUACUUGGUCCUCCGCUAUAAAGUCAAAUCAGAGCGCUAACACGUCAUCAGAUCCGGACCAGGAGGUGGUGCUGCGACGGUCAUCAAAGCCACUCUUCAACCAUCGUGUCCUAUUGUCCAGGUCAUCUCUCUCUGUUCAAGUCACUGAGUGCUUGAGUGUGAAAAAAGCCUGACUUUGUCACUGAGUGCAUGUUUACUCCGACGUGGGACGUGAACUGCAACCCAUCAGAACCUCUUUCUCACCUGCAGCCGAGAAAAGAGCUGUUCAUCUACGCAGCACAGUACGUCCAUCCAGCGUCAAUAUUCAAGUCUCUAUGGGCCCCUUACUGACUGACUCGAGUCCUGAAAUGGGAAGUCCUUGUGCCUCUAGAACUGCUCCUCACCUAGAAUGUCAGAAUGUCAGCAUUUGCACUUGUGGUCCUCGUCUGCGUCCAUGCUAAGCUCCAGACUCACUGUUCACUGCGUCACUUCAUCUUCAAUAUGACCUGUGGUGACUCGGUUCUCAGCUGAUGUCAAUCCGGACACUCGGCACCUGCAUGAGCGCCGCAACACUUCCGAACUUUGUCACAUCGAAAAACCAUUUUGCACGUUUUGCAUGUUUACUAUUGUCCAAAAUCCAUCUCAAAGCCGGUUGGUCAUUUCACACUGCAGUCAGGUCAUGUGACCGGAAUCUAUGUCAAUGAAAUGUGAAGGAUGAGCUAGCAGACACACCAAGUCACCAUGCAUCCGACACCCGACGUCCCUGUGACAUGACACAGUGUUUGCUGGGCCCAACUCACACACACCGCAAGAAAGCAGAAUGUCUGAUGCCGCAAUGGACUCUAGAUGUGAAUGUUCCUUCUUAAUCCAACUUGAGUAUUUAACCAACAACUGUACAGUCGAUGUGUGACGCUGUAAACAAAUGUACAUUUGCACCUUCAGUAUUUAUGACCAGUAUUAUUUAUUGUAUAACCGCUCUGUGACAAGUGCCGCCUUGGAAGUAUUAGGAAAAAGCGCAACAGAAUGUUGCAUGUGUUUUUUUCUUUCUCCCAGGACUGAUGACGAUGGUAGUUAUGCUGCUGCUGCUGAUGGGAACUAUAGUAAUAAUGGCAUCAUAGUGCUGUGACUGAUGAAGGGAUCAAGUUACCAAAGAAGAUGGAGGAUGUUUUAUGGUUUUAAAAAAAAGGAUCAGAAUGCUUUUCUAUAUUUAACCCCGAACCUGCCUGUACAGAGAUUUCAAUAUUCAGUAAUAUACGAAUACAUAUGUACAUGGUAGAUAUAGUCUGUAUAAUUUUUAUUUCUUUUUUACAAUAAAACUUUUCAAACAGUG